GGCGCGGCGGGGGCGGCGCGGGCGCUGCCCGGCGGGGCGGGCGGUCCCGUCCCCGCUGCCCGCGGCCCGUCCCCGCUCCCCGCGGCCCGGCUGCGCCGUGUGGCAGCGCCUCUGUCAAUCAGCCUGACUUCACUCCGCACGCCCUGUGCUUCCAGUACUAUACCCCCGCCGCCUCCUGGUGUCUCUGCUUCGCUGCGAGCCGGGAGCGCGGCCGCCACUGCCGCUGCGGCUGCGGCUGGGCGAAUGCGCGGGCGGCGGGGCGCGGGGCAGCGCUGAGAGCGCGGAGCGGGGCUGCCGCCUGGCCCGCCCCGGCUGCGGGCAGCCCGGGCGCCGGCCCCCGCGUCUGGCCGGGGCCGCCGCGAUGGACCCUCCCGCGGGCAUCGCCUGCGUCCUGCUCUGCUGCGCGCUCGCCCUGCCGGCCGGCGCCCUGCGGCGCCCCGGGGACAGAGAUUCGAUCCUGAGGAAUAUAGAGGAGUACAGCCUUGUCAUCCCCACAAGCACCGACUCAGAGGGCAGGUUCCUGUCCCACUUGGUGUCCGGACCGCCAAAAGCACGCUUCAGGAGGGCUGUGGAAGACUUGCAUCAUGAAGCAGCAAAUGAGCAGAUCUUUUACAAUGUCACAGUUUUUGGAAGAGAGUUUCACUUCAGGUUGCGGCCAAACUCCAGGCUCGUGGCCCCCGGAGCAACAGUUGAGUGGCAGGAGGACUCUGAGGAGACUCGUAUUGAACCUCUCUAUGGGAAUUGCCUCUAUGUUGGGGAUAUCACUGAUCUGCCAAAUGCUUCAGUGGCUAUCAGCAAUUGUGAUGGACUGGCUGGCAUGAUCCGCACGGACAAGGACGAGUUCUUCAUCGAGCCUCUGGAGAGGGGGGCCCAGGAGGAGGAGGAGGGAGGAGGAAGGACACACGUGGUGUAUCGCAGAGCUGCUGCCAGGAGGCAGCUUCCUACCGAGAACCUGGAUACUGUGUACAGAGGCUCCAACCUCACUGGUUUGGACAGUCUGGGCAGUGCCCUGGGCCUCGUUGGGGAGCGGGUGCAGAGAGCGCGGCAGCGCUGGCGCAGGCACGCGACAGAGGAUGACUACAACAUCGAGGUCCUCCUGGGGGUUGAUGACUCAGUUGUUCAGUUCCACGGGAAAGAACACGUUCAGAAGUACCUGCUGACCUUGAUGAAUAUUGUUAAUGAAAUUUAUCAUGAUGAGUCCCUGGGUGCUCAUAUUAACGUUGUCUUGGUGAGGAUAAUCCUGCUGAGCUACGGCAAGUCAAUGAGUCUGAUAGAGAUUGGGAACCCCUCCCAAAGUCUGGAGAACGUGUGUCGCUGGGCCUACUUGCAGCAGAAACCCGACACGGGGCACGCCGAGUACCACGACCACGCCAUCUUCCUCACCAGGCAGGAUUUUGGUCCAUCAGGCAUGCAAGGCUACGCUCCCGUCACUGGGAUGUGCCAUCCUGUCCGAAGCUGCACUCUCAACCAUGAAGAUGGAUUUUCAUCUGCAUUUGUGGUGGCUCAUGAAACUGGACAUGUUUUAGGAAUGGAGCACGAUGGCCAAGGGAACCGCUGCGGGGACGAGGUCCGGCUGGGCAGCAUCAUGGCCCCCCUGGUGCAGGCUGCCUUCCACCGCUUCCACUGGUCCCGCUGCAGCCAGCAGGAGCUGAACCGCUACCUCCAUUCCUACGAUUGUCUGCGGGAUGAUCCCUUUGAACACGACUGGCCUUCCCUUCCACAGCUGCCAGGGAUUCACUACUCCAUGAACGAGCAGUGCCGAUUUGACUUCGGUCUGGGAUACAUGAUGUGCACAGCUUUCCGUACGUUUGAUCCCUGCAAGCAGCUGUGGUGCAGCCACCCUGAGAACCCCUAUUUCUGCAAAACAAAGAAAGGGCCUCCGCUGGACGGGACCAUGUGUGCACCAGGCAAGCAUUGCUUUAAAGGUCACUGCAUCUGGCUCACACCAGACAUCCUGAAGCAGGAUGGGCACUGGGGGGCAUGGAGCAAGUUUGGCUCCUGCUCCCGCACGUGUGGCACCGGGGUGAAGUACAGGACCCGGCAGUGUGACAACCCACAUCCUGCCAACGGCGGCCGCACGUGUGUGGGGCCGAGCUACGAAUUCCAGCUGUGCAACACCCAGGACUGUCCCAAGGAGCUGGAGGACUUCAGAGAGGAGCAGUGCCGGCAGUGGGACCCUUACUUUGAGUACCAGAACACCAAACACCACUGGCUCCCCUAUGAACACGUUGAUGCUAAGGAGAGGUGCCACCUGUACUGCGAAUCCAAGGAGACAGGGGAUGUGGUGUACAUGAAGAGGAUGGUGCACGACGGGACGCGCUGCUCCUACAAGGAUGCCUACAGCAUCUGCGUGAGGGGCGACUGCCUCAAAGUUGGGUGUGACAGGGUCAUAGGUUCCACGAAGCAGGAAGAUAAGUGUGGUGUCUGUGGAGGAGAUAAUUCCCACUGCAAAGUGGUGAAAAGAACAUUUUCAAGAGUACCAAAAAAGCAAGGGUAUGUUAAGAUGUUUGAAAUUCCUGCUGGUGCAAGACAUUUACUCAUACAGGAAACAGAUGCCACCGCUCAUCAUCUUGCUAUUAAAAAUCGUGAAACGGGGAAAUUCAUUCUAAGUGAAGACAACUAUGUGCCAGACUCCAAAGUAUUUAUUGACAUGGGUGUGGAGUGGGAAUAUCGGAAUGACGACGACAGAGAGACGGUGCAGACCAUGGGGCCGCUGCGAAAUGGAAUUGUUAUUCUGGUGAUUCCUCAUGGUGGUGCCAAGAUAUCUUUGACUUACAAGUACAUGAUCCAUGAAGAUUCCUUGAAUGUAGAUAACAAUAAUGUUGUGGAAGAUUCGUACGAAUGGGCUUUGAAGAAAUGGUCUCAGUGUUCAAAACCUUGUGGAGGAGGCUUCCAGUUCACCAAGUACGGCUGCCGCAGGAAGGCGGACCACAAGAUGGUUCAUCGGAGCUUCUGCGAGCUGAUCCAGAAGCCCAAGCCCAUCCGCAGGGUGUGCAACCUCCAGGAGUGCUCCCAGCCCAUAUGGGUGACAGGAGAGUGGGAGCCUUGCAGCAGGUCCUGUGGGAAGACGGGGUACCAGGUGCGCUCUGUGCGCUGCAUCCAGCCCCUGCACGACAACACCAACCGCUCCGUGCACACCAAGUACUGCAGCAGCGACCGCCCCGAGGGCAGGAGGCCCUGCAACAGGGAGCUGUGCCCGGCACAGUGGAGAAUAGGACCCUGGUCACAGUGCUCAGUCAGCUGUGGCAAUGGCACCCAGGACCGCCCGGUGCUGUGCCGGACCAGGGACAACGCCGUGGGCCUGUGCCAGGACAGCAAACCAGAGAGCGUCAGGAUCUGCAGGCUACCUCCGUGUCCCAGAAACGUUUCUGAUCCUUCAAAGAAAACCUACAUGAUACAAUGGCUGUCAAGACCCGAUCCAGACUACCCCAUCCAGAAAAUAUCUUCAAAAGAUCAUUGUCAAGGAGACAAGUCAAUGUUUUGUCGCAUGGAAGUUCUCUCCCGUUACUGCUCCAUUCCUGGGUACAAUAAGCUGUGUUGCAAGUCCUGCAACACCUACAGCAAUGCAACAGAGGAUGGCAACACAACCAAUGCCAACGUAAAUAAGAAUAAUAUCAUUGAGGAGGAGCUCCUGACCACCAGCACCCCUCCCGUGGCAGUGACCACCACACAGCCUGCCACCAGCCCUCCUCUGCUUCCCAAAACACGGGCACCCCCUUCCAAUGCAACCGAGGAGCACCCAGAAAUAAACACAGUGGAUGUUCCCUAUAAAGUUGAUGGGUUGGAUAACGAAGUACCACAGCACAACAUCAUCACACGGAGGAGGCCUUAUGAAAGGACAAGGAAUCAAAGAAUUCAGGAGCUGAUCGCUGAGAAAAUGAAAAAAGAGACUCUUAGGAAAAUAAACUAAAAUGGAGAUAUGGCACAAACAACAUUUUUCUCUUAUAGAGAUGUUACCAACAUCAUAGUAUUGCCCGUCGUAGAGACUAAAAAUGGGGGAAAAUCGAAGUGGUGCUAUGGCAGAGAUACCAGAUUCUCAAGCCUACUAUAAAUGGAAAUGACAGAUUGUUUCAUAAGUGCUAAUCUGAACACUUUGGUGGCUAGGGUAGGUGUACAGGCUACGGCAGAGUAUUAGUGCAAUAUCCCUACAGUGUGCCACUGAAUCCAAACAAACCACAUUACUUAGGCCAGGUUAGCAGGUUUCUCAGUUACAGGCUCUUUAAAGUCUUCUAUGCCUGUGUAAAACUGCUGGGGAAUAGUGAUGGGAGUCACACUUAGUAUGGAAGAAAGCAGUCCCAAGACUUAAUAAAUCCCUUUAACUCUGACAAGCAGGGGGUCAGCACUCCUGUGAUGCUUCUGUGCCUUGCACAACCCUGGCACAAACGCAGCCACUUCGGGAAGCUCCUGAGGACGUGCCAGGCUGGGUUUGGCUGACCUUGGCAGAGCUGCCUCUGUGGUCACAGCUCGGCAUGUGCUCACGUAGCUUCCUGAACCAGGGCUGUGUAAGAAAAUACGGAGAGAAUUCUGUAGCCAUAUAUUUAUGUGUAAAUUAAAAACUGACAAACAGUAGUUUACAUACUUCCAUAAACAGUUUCAAAGGAUUCUCCUAAACUUUUGGAUACAUACAAGACAUGUAGGAGGGUAGGUCUGGCCAACUUGGACUGACAACAUCCUAGUCUUUCUGUUUACAAUUAUCCAUAUUUUUUAUAGUCUUUAAGUUCCUGUAAUGCAAUAGCCUCAGUGACCCUUAUUGGUUGGUGCUUUUUUUAUUGGUCUGAUUUUUUUCUACCCACAUUCUGUUUAACUUAAAGAUGACUGGAUUCUUGUUGUCUUCUCUUUGGUGCUUUGUUAAGACAAUUUUUUUUUCCCCCACAUAGGAUGCAGUUAUUUUUGAGGAAUUAAUUUUGUAUUAUCUUCCUUUCCUUAGGACAGCUUUAUUGGUGCAGAAGUGAACAACUGAUUGCUGUGCCCUUACAUGAACACACACACACACACACACACACAUGUGUAUUCACAGCACCAGGUCUGCUAGAAAACUUUGAGAUGUGUAACCUGACAACCCUUUGAGUACUUUUUUCCCCUCAAGGUCAUCAUGGUUUUCAUAGGUCAUUUUGAAUUCCUGGUUGGAGAACAGAAGAUGAACUCAGCUUGGCUCUAACACUGCCGAGACAGGGAGCAUGGACUGGUUCUGGUUCCUGCUGUGGGUGGCAACUGAGCAGUUUUUUUCCUGGCUUGGAUUCUUCCAUUUGUUUCUUCUUUGCUGGUAAAUCUCCUGCAGAGCCUGGGGCUUCCCUGAAAUCCUCUCUUUACCACUAGGUAGGUUGGUGGCUCAAAGUUCAGAUUUUCCAGUCUGAGGGGAAGAUCUCAUCCUCCAGCCUGAGCUGGUCCUGGUUAGAAGCAACACCAGCAGUAAGCUCAUAUAUAAAGUCACAAAAUUAUUGGGAAUUCUCAGCAAUGUGUGAGCUCUUCUCUGGCCCAGCUGCUGGCAAAGAGCUUCACAGGUAUUGCAAGGUAAAGCACAUGUGACUUUCUGUGACUCUACCUUCUGCUGUUGACCACCAGAACUGAAUGAGCUGCCCAGUCUCCUCUUCCAAACGAGCCAUUCCUCCUGGAAAGGAGGCAAGAGCCUGCAGGAACCUCAGGCUUACAGCACCUACAUGUGAGACUGUUCUGGCCUGAACUGUGACCAGACGUUUUUGAAGCACAAGACCUGGUCUAAGAAAAAUUCUUCAUGGAGAUACCAGCCCAAACAGAGAAGGAAUGUUUUCAGCUGGUGUCGUGGCUUCAAGUGUCCCUUCCUACACAGGAUGAAGGGGAUACCCUUAGAGCAGCUCAGAUAGCGCAGGGAUGAGAGAUACACUGAAGACCAUGAGGACUGGGAAGCCCAGCAGGCCUGCUCAGAGUCCAGAGCAUCAGGAAACAUCUCCUGGGCCAAGCAGACGUGGCUGCAGAUGCGGAAGCAGCAGCCAGCAGAAGCAAAAAUCUGCUCUGCUUUGGAGAAGCAAAACUCAGGCCCUGCAGUUUAGCAGCACAACAGGAAGAGUUCCACUGCAGGCAUUCACUCCUGGGACAUGGAGUGUCCUCCUGCAGUUAAGGGUGCUUGUCCUUGGUGCCCUGUCCCAGCCCUGCUCCAUGCCCUGCUGGCCAUCACACAGCCAUGGAGCCUCGGGUUCCUCGUGCCAAGGGAUUUGUGGUUGCCUACAGACAGGACAAGUUUUAAUACCAGUGUAGGCUCAGGUCACAUCUGUGCAUAGCAGCAAUGUAGUAAUGAGCACUGAAGGGAAAAAAAUUCUAUUUAUAAACAAGGAAGAUGUGUCUAAACCAACAUCAUUCCAGCUGCUGUGCCAUGGCAGACACAAGCUGUAGAGGGCUCCCAGCCUGUAGUCACAGUAUUUCUUGCCUUCCACAUUUCCUUUACACAGAUGUGGUUAGUAUAAAACUCAUCUUUUCCCCUUCAAGUUAAUAUCCUUUUAGCUCUGUGGACAAUAAAAAUAAACCACAACCCCCAGCUUUUUCAUAGACUAGAAGCUCAUCCAAGCAUAUGAAACUUAGGAAAAACCCUUACAAACCCAAAGAUAGAGUUGGAGCUGGAUUUAUGCAGAUGGAGAGGUAAAAUUUUGCUGCCUGGAGAGUACCACUCUUACCCUCUGGGACCUUUUCGAGACCCAUUGCUCUGAUCCCCUGAGGUAACUCAUCUAAUAGAUUCUGUUCUGUCCUAGCUUCUGGAAUAGGCUUAGUCAGCCAGGCAGUGUGAAGAAAUACCACAGAAGGCAGUGCUCAUAGCUCAAAAAAGCACUUUUCCAGAUAAAGUGGAAAGUUCUGCUGCCUCAGGGAGUAGGAACAGCCUCCUGGAAGGUUGGUCUGGUGCUGUGUUAGGCCCAGUGUUCAAUAGGAACCCCAUGCAAUGCCUGGUGUCAUCUGCAUUUUGGGAGGCUCGUUCCCUUCUCAAACUCACCUUUUGGGAGAUUUAAUUUGAUUUGUUUCUCAGUGGUUUAAAGUCUCCUGAAUACUUCUCUAGCUGUUUGUUUUUUUGUUUUUUUUUUGAGGGGGACACUUAACUACUUGAAACAGAAGCUUCAGUCUAUGUUGGUCAAGACAUUGGGAGGCUGAUGGAUCAGCUCUUAUGGAGCAGGAGCCACCAGCUGCCUUCUCUUCACACUCUUCCUGUAUGAGAAGGGGGGAAGUCAAGUCUCUGCAGACCAGGACAGAUGGCAGCUUGUAAAGGAGGCAUGGGUUCUUAGAAGGUGUUUUUUUCCAGCAGUUCCCCAAGAACAUGUACAUCACUUCUACUGGAAAACACAACACAGGGCUCUAUUGAUAAAGAAAAAGCAGCCCCAGACAAAAGGUGGGGUUUGCUCUCCUGAGCUGAUCUCAUUUCUAUGUCAUGCAGUGGAAAGUUUGGUCAUUUUUUUGUUUGGUUGAACUUUUACAACUAUUUUAUCUUCUCCACAAUGCUGUAAUUGGGCAAGAGCAUCAUCACAGUGGAUCUUCUGUAACCAGUUUGCUGUUGCCCAGGUGCUGCAUUUUCAGACAUAACAGGCAGAAUGAAAUAUUUUAAUGUAACCUAAUCCCCAGAAACUACAGCAGGUUUAUAAACAAAUAUAUUCCUGCAGAGACUAUCUCAGAGAUCUGAGAGAUACAGUAAUGUGCUCCCACGAAGCAAUGUAUUUAUGAUCUAACCAUCCAAGAACACAGUUUUCUCAAUUGUCAUUUUUCUGGCUGUCUAAAUUUAAAGUCCAAGUGACAGCCUCUCAUGAAAAAGAAAUCCCAAACAAAUUCUGGUUUCUUUGGCUUCAGUCAUCUGCCAGUUUUUCCACCAUCAUUUCUUUAAAAAUUUCUGCUUUCUAUUAUGAAUGCAUCACUUUUUAUAUUCAUAUAUCCAUUCAAUAUUUAGAGUCUCACAACACCUCCAUAGAAUCCUUUCAGAUAUUUUGAGAAUUCUAGAAACGGUGCUUUACCAGUACUCAAAGGGUUUUAUGUUUUAUUUUAUUACAUAAUGCAUUUAAUGUCUUAUUUACUCACCUACAAUGCACAGUAUUAGCUAUGUUCCUCUGAAUAUCUAUAUGCAACUUCCAUUCACUUACAUAUGCCUUCACAGAAAUUGCAAUAAAUAGCCAUUUCUUGUAUAUUAAAAA
Molecule: messenger RNA, 8135 nt
Organism: Prinia subflava (tawny-flanked prinia)
Lineage: Eukaryota; Metazoa; Chordata; Aves; Passeriformes; Cisticolidae
Gene: ADAMTS2
Product: ADAM metallopeptidase with thrombospondin type 1 motif 2
Exons: 22
Coding region: 362-3910 (1182 amino acids)
Biological process (GO): extracellular matrix organization; proteolysis
Molecular function (GO): zinc ion binding; metalloendopeptidase activity
Source: RefSeq, a predicted model, not a curated record